Ictidomys tridecemlineatus (thirteen-lined ground squirrel) is the source of this 3936-nucleotide messenger RNA. The record is from RefSeq and is a predicted model, not a curated record. Lineage: Eukaryota; Metazoa; Chordata; Mammalia; Rodentia; Sciuridae.
GGUCUUGCUGAGGUACCAGGCUGGCCUUGUGGUUUUCCUGCUUCAGCCUCCUGAGUAACUGGGAUUACAGUUUUUGGAGCCGUGAGAGAUACAGCAGUUUGAUCAUUAUUGUCUUAACAUGCUUCAAAUAAAUCAGAUGUUCUCAGUACAGCUGAGUCUUGGGGAGCAGACAUGGGAAUCCGAAGGGAGCAGUAUAAAGAAGGCCCAACAAGCUGUUGCUAAUAAAGCUUUGACUGAAUCUACACUUCCCAAACCAGUACAGAAACCUCCCAAAAGUAAUGUUAAUAACAACCCAGGCAGUAUAACUCCAACUGUGGAACUGAAUGGGCUUGCUAUGAAAAGGGGAGAGCCUGCCAUCUACAGGCCCUUAGAUCCAAAGCCAUUCCCAAAUUAUAGAGCUAAUUACAACUUUCGGGGCAUGUACAAUCAGAGGUAUCAUUGCCCAAUGCCUAAGAUCUUUUAUGUUCAGCUAACGGUAGGAAAUAACGAGUUUUUUGGUGAAGGAAAGACUCGACAAGCUGCAAGGCACAAUGCUGCAAUGAAAGCCCUUCAAGCACUGCAGAAUGAACCUAUUCCAGAAAAGUCUCAGAAUGGUGAAUCAGGAAAGGAAAUGGAUGAUGAUAAAGAUGCAAAUAAAUCCGAGAUCAGCUUAGUAUUUGAAAUUGCUCUGAAGAGAAAUAUGCCUGUCAGUUUUGAGGUUAUUAAAGAAAGUGGACCACCACAUAUGAAGAGCUUUGUUACUCGGGUAUCAGUAGGAGAGUUCUCUGCAGAAGGAGAGGGAAAUAGCAAAAAACUCUCUAAGAAGCGUGCUGCAACCACUGUCUUACAGGAGCUUAAAAAACUUCCACCUCUUCCGGUAGUGGAAAAGCCAAAACUAUUUUUUAAAAAACGCCCUAAAACAAUAGUAAAGGCUGGACCAGAAUAUGGUCAAGGAAUGAACCCCAUUAGUCGCCUGGCUCAAAUUCAACAGGCCAAAAAAGAAAAGGAACCAGAUUAUGUUUUGCUUUCAGAAAGAGGAAUGCCUCGACGUCGAGAAUUUGUGAUGCAGGUCAAGAUAGGCAAUGAAGUUGCUACUGGAACAGGGCCUAAUAAAAAGAUAGCCAAAAAAAAUGCUGCAGAAGCAAUGCUGUUACAACUUGGUUAUAAAGCAUCCACUAGUCUUCAAGAUCAACUUGACAAGACAGGGGAAAACAAAGGCUGGAGUGGUCCAAAGGCUGGGUUUCCUGAACCAACAAAUAACACUCCAAAAGGAAUUCUUCAUUUGUCUCCUGAUGUUUAUCAAGAGAUGGAAGCCAGCCGUCACAAAGUAAUCUCUGGCACUACUCUAGGCUAUUUGUCACCCAAAGAUAUGAACCAACCCUCAAGCUCUUUCUUCAGUAUAUCUCCCACAUCGAAUAGUUCAGCUACAAUUGCCAGGGAACUCCUUAUGAAUGGAACAUCUCCUACAGCUGAAGCCAUAGGUUUAAAAGGAAGUUCUCCUACUCCCCCUUGUUCUCCAGUACAACCUUCAAAACAACUGGAAUAUUUAGCAAGGAUUCAAGGCUUUCAGGUAUGAAUUAAAAAGCAAAAACAACAAAAAGCAAAACAAUUCAUUAGCCCCAAAUCCUUCAUCUCAAUCCAUCAGAAGGUCCAUUCUUGUCUGCUAGUGUGACCUUUAUGCCACUUACAUCGUAAAUUAUUUAGGAACACAGAGGACAGAAAAAAAAAGAGCCAUAUACACAUGCCUCAUUUUCUCUUACUUUCUGUCUAUCCAAUAAUUCUUUUGCUGCCUGGCUUUCUCUCAUUUUCUUUUUUCUUCUUUUCUUUUGUUUUUUUAUAAACAUUUUUUCAUACUCUGUUUUGUCUUCCAGUUGGGUGCAUCUAUCUUCUUACUUAGUCUUCCACAAACAAAAAUUCUGCCUUCAGAUAUUUGGUGUUAGUAUUUCACUCAUUUCUCCCUCUUUUAACAUUAAAGUUGAGUUUUUCUAAUGAUGGGUUUACUUUUAUAACAAUUUUGAAUUUUACAUUCUAUUGCUAGUAAUGAUUCAGGUACACUAUUUAACAUCAUCGAAGUCUAUUACCUUAGGAAUUAAUUAAACAUGGUAUUUGAAUAAUAAUGCAACACUUUCUAGUUGUUUGAGGCAUAAUAAUAUGUAUUUGUUUUAUUGAAUCAUGUUUUGAACCAUCUAGGUAGAAUAGCAACUGCCUCUGAUGGUACCAACAACUUUAUUUCAUUGAGUUUAACUUGUAUGUGUGAAUUUGGGGAUAGAAAUACCCCCCCACACACACUUAUUUAUUCUUCGUUCCUUUUUGGGGAAACAAAAAGUCCAACACUUCUUUAUGGAUGUUUUAGAGAUUUUUAAAGAAUUAUUAACUCCAGGAAAGGGAAACACAUCCUGAUUUCUUAGUUGCCUUGAAAAUCAUGUGCUGAACUGUAACCACCACCUCGACUGGAUGAACUGCAGCUUGCUCGUGUAGAAAGGUCUACUCCCCAGAUCUCGCUGUUCUUAUCCCCCUUUUCAUCUUAGUCUUAUUCUUUAAGACCAAAAACUGUAAUUUCCUUUAGAAGUGCUCUAGAAGAUCUGUAUUAUGUAGAAUGAUCAUGUAUUUAUAACCAUUUUACAAUUUUAGAUUAUAAAAUGAGAGAGGAUCAUGUGUUUUGGGGGGCAUUUUGCAUGUUUGGUUUUGUUUUUUUCCUUCACAGAAUCCUUCUGAUUCUUUCAAAUUUAUUGCUAGGUAGUUGUUAGUGUUUUUAAUUGGACUAUUAAUAUGAAAUUAAAGAAGCUGUUACCAACUAUUGGCUCUGUCAUCUGAAAUUUCAAAUGCUUAAUUUCAGGUUAUAAUUUUAGAAUUUGCUUUUGUUGUUUACUUUAAGAAUCACAAUAAAUCACUAUUUGAAAAAAAAAAAGACCUUGAUUCAUAUAGUUAAGGUACUAGAAAAAGUUAAGUAGCAUUUAGUUCUACCUACAGUCUGCAUAGUAUGAAUUAGAAAUAAACUUUGAUGAAAAUAAAUUAACUGCUUAUUUACAAAUCUAGUCAUUUAGAAAUGUUUGAGCAUAACACUACAUUUUUAUAGAAGGCAAAAAUUGCAUUGAAGCUCUGAAUUGACUUUUUGCUUAACAGUAUUAUAAUAGAUAUAAUUUUGUUGCCAGAAGAACUUAAUUUUUUAAAUUUGUUUUCAUUUGUUAGUUCUUCACAAUGACAACAACUAUAACUUGAACAUAUCUUCACUGUAGUCAAAACAUAAUCUGCUUCCCCCAUUAUCAGACUGAUUUCUUAUACUUCUUUUAAAACUUACACUGAGACAAUAUACUCUUAUUUAUGGACAAGUUAAACAUUUCCAGAUCUGUGUACUGUGAAUUUUACAUACUAAUGAAUAUAAACGUGGUUUUAAAACAUUACUGUGCUUAUUUGGCUGAAUGAGCUGGUAUUGAUGAGAAAUAUUGUUGCUAAUGGAUCACAACCACAUCUGGGAAGUAAACAAAAUCUCUGUGGGAAGUGGCUUAGUGUUUGUCACAUGCAUAGCUCAUUUUCAUGUCACCAUAGAAAGUUCUUUGUGGUUAAGAGUUUUAAAGCCUAUUUCUUUCUAGAUAGGUGUAUAUACCUAGUAGAAAAACAUGUAGAUUGUUUCUAUUUCUUAAAUGUUUUAAUUAGACAAUAGUUUAGAAAUUGUAGGACCAGUUUUGUUAAGGAUAAUAUGCCAUUCUGUUAAUUUUAUUUCUGGAAUUUAAAAACAAUAAAUUCUUUUUCUUUGUUUCUAGGUUAGUACCUUUUCAUUUUAUUGCACACUGAACAAAUAUUAUUGCUUAUUGAAUAUUGUAUAAACCUUUCUUUGGCCUUCCUUUGCCCAUUGCAAGUUGAUUUAAUCCUAACCAAGCUAUUGUAUGUGACGGCUAUAUUGUAUUACCAAGUAAAAAUAUGUGAGUAUGUGGAAAAUGAAAUUGUUUUAACUUUUAA